This is a messenger RNA of Pelobates cultripes (western spadefoot toad), 996 nucleotides long. The record is from the annotation of a GenBank genome assembly. Lineage: Eukaryota; Metazoa; Chordata; Amphibia; Anura; Pelobatidae.
AUGGACGAGUUUCUGUCCACACCUGACGGCCUCAGACACACGCGGCCGUCGGGCAAAAUGGCGCCUGAUUCACCAGGCACAAGCAGCACGGCCGGAUCCAUAGCAGGCUCCACACAAGCAGACACCCUAACCCAGAUAUCUGCUGAGUUAGCAGCCAUAGCCUCCAACAUGCUGACAAAGGCAGACAAGGUGACCCUGGUACAGGAAAUGCGCUCUGCCAUCAGGGAAGAGAUUCAAGAGGUGAGAAAUGAUCUAACCACCCUGGAGCAGCGGGUCACUGAGCUGGAAGCUGAUUGUAUGCUGGCCUCUCAACACUCCCAAGCUGCCGACAAUGCCACCUCAAGGCAGGGUACCGUCCUCCUGGAUCUAAGAAGACAGGUCGAAGACCUGGAUAACCGCGGACGACGUAAUAAUAUCCGCGUGCGAGGCCUGCCAGAACAAACGGGGGAAGACCUCAGCGACAUCCUGCAGCGACUUUUCGCGGAUGUACUGGGAGAGGAAGCCCCAGACACCUACAAUAUUGAGAGAGCCCACAGAGCACUCCGACCCCCUAGGAACGACGGACCCCCCAGAGACAUUAUAUGCUGUCUACUAUCUUUUCAACUAAAAGAAGCCAUUAUGAAGGCGGCCAGAUCACAAAACAUCACGUAUCUUGGCGCCCAGGUGUCCCUGUUUCAAGAUCUCUCGCCCCUGACGCUGGAAGCCCGCCGAGCACUACGUCCACUUACCCGAAUGCUGCAAGAUAGGAGGAUCCCGUACAGAUGGGGACACCCUUUUAGCCUGCAAGCCCGGAAGGACAAUGCAUGGCGCACGCUGAGAUGGCCGAACGAAGUCCCCGGGUUCCUGAGAGCCCUGGACCUGCCUGCGGUAGCCAUACCUAACUGGAUCUUGAUGGGUCCACCACAGCAUCCUGCGGGCCCCGCUGGUCCGACACCGCCUAGCAACCGGAGGGAAAGGCCCCCACGAAGAGGGGGACCGGACGGCCCCGAAGAAUAA